UAUAGUUAUAAUGGCACCGAGACGAGUUGAAGAAGUACCUGUUAGAAGAGCAGCAUCAGGGUGUAAAUUACCUGAACGAUUACCACCCGGAUUAAUAUUAACAGACAUCACGCAGAACAAAUGGAAGAUUGGCCAUACAAUAGGAUACGGUGGAUUUGGUGAUAUAUACUUAGCAUCCAAUAACAUCGGAGUACCAGUUGGAGAAGAUGCGAAGUACGUGAUAAAAAUAGAACCACAUAAUAAUGGUCCGCUGUUUGUUGAAAUGAAUUUUUAUAUAAGAGCAGCUCGCAAACAUAUGAUUGAAAGCUGGUGUAAAUCGCAAGGGAAGAAACGAAUAGGAGUCCCGACGUACGAAGGAUCAGGCUCUCUCGUAUACAACAGUGAAAAAUAUAGAUUCUUAGUGAUUCCACGAUAUGGCAUCGAUAUCGGAAAAUUGUUUGUAUCAAGUGGGAGGAAAUUGCCAAUGAAACUUGUUAACAGGCUAGCUGUUCAAAUGUUAGACGCACUAGAAUACAUUCAUAGUCAAGGAUACGCUCACGCAGACAUUAAAGGAUCAAAUAUUUUGUUAUCUUUAAACGAGGGGAGUGUAGUUAAAAAGAAAUCUCAAGCGUAUUUAGUUGAUUAUGGAUUGGCUUACCGCUUCCGUACGGCAGCAGGUGUACAUAAGCCGUUUGUUCACGAUGAGAGAAGAGCACACGAGGGUACAUUAGAAUUCACAUCCAGAGAUGCACAUCAUGGAACACAUUCAAGAAGAGGUGAUUUAGAAACCUUAGGAUACAAUAUGUUGCAAUGGUUGUGUGGAAAAUUACCUUGGGAAAAUGAUGAUAAUCUGCCACUGACACUGAAUCCAGAAGAAAUCCACGCACAGAAAGAAAGAUUUCUCGCAGAUUUACCAUUGUUCAUGGAGAAAUGUUUCGCGUAUGAAACAAAGCCGCCUGCUGCCAUCGUUGAAUACAUGAAGUACAUCACUGAAAUGGGAUUUGAAACUAAACCCAAGUAUUCCUAUCUACGUAGUUUAUUCCAAUCUUAUUCGAAACAAAAAAAUGACGUUCCUACUUGUUUAUAUUAUCUAAAAGAAUCUAACGAAAAUAUUUCUUAUCCCAUAUGCUUAAAACGACCAUACUUAAGAGAGAGAAAGCCUUGCAGACCUGUUAAUGGCGAGAUACGCAUCACCCGGAACAUGCAACCUAAGGUUACAGCUGAACCGAAAGAAUUUUGUUGGGAAGCAGUAUUAGCGGUUCAUCCGGAUAAACUCGCGAAAGUUAAUGUACAGUCUCGGCCCUCGUCACUCGCACCAACUCCGUCUCCACCACCUCCAUCCCUGCCUACAUACGCUAUGCUGAACGUGAUUCAAAGGAUGAAAGAGAAACAAGCAUUUAGACAUAAGACAUUAUCCAAAUCAACAGACGAUGUUAAGACAAAAUGGGUAACGCCAGCUGUAGAACAAGUAGUUCCAUUGAAAAAGAAGACUUCCCAGACAACUCUUCCGGAAUCGAGAAAUUCUACUCGGUUAACCCGUUCCCGAGUAGCGAAAUCAAAACGAGACGAGGAGAAGGAUUCCUUCAAACAUAUGCAUCUCAACAAGAAGAGAAAAUGCGCGUAGAUGCGAAUGCAAUGAUCUUCUUGAAAUACUACAAGUCUUCAUUCCUUGGACAUUUGAACCACCAAGUUAUUGAAAUAAGGAAUAUAUAAUUAAGUAUUAUUCCCUAUUAGUUUAUCUAGAUUUCAUAAGAGUAUACUCUCGAUGUUCCUGUUUAAAGGACAAAAUUUCAUUUACUAGGAAAGCCUUUGGACAAAGAUGUGCGUGAUUAGUGCAUCAAUUUUUGUAAGACUGCUUUAUUAUCAUGAUUUGUCGUAUAAAGAACACUGUAUAAUUAAUAUAAGUUUUUUUUAAUAACUAUAUAGCGAAUGAAUUAUUAAAAAUGGUAUUUCGCCGAUCGAUUAGAACAAUUAUGCAAUUUUGAAAGAUUUCAAUCUAGCAGAGAAAGAGAUUUGCUUACAUUACUGCGUAGCAAUUAUAAAUUAGACACUUCUGUGAAGCGCGGAACAUGUAAGUAUUUUGUAGUUUAUCAUAAUAGCGAAAGAUGUGAUCUGAACAUUAAAUCGAAGAAACAUUACACAUGAUUUAAAGAAUUGUUUGCUCAUUUCGUGAAGAAACUGUUAAAGGCACAAUACAUUGCUUACAUUAUGUUAAUUAACUUGCUUUGUUAAGACAGUGUAUAGCCUUGUAAGUGUUCAAAUCAUAUUUAUCUUUUUCUUUUGUACUCUAAAAAAAUUAUAUUCUGUUCUCAACUGACUGUGAGUAAAAUAUUUUAUUAUAAUUUAUAUAUGAAUAAUGCAAUAUUUUGUUUUUAUAAUCAGGGAAUUAGAUGUAAUUCAUACAAUAGACAGAAGAGAUUAUGAUUUAAAUGUCUUUUUCUUUCUAAGUAUCGAAGUACAGAUUUUAACAUAGAAACUAUGAAUAUUGUCGAUAGGAUAAGUAGAGGUAACGUAAUUAAAAACAGUGAAAGUUACUUGUAAAAAUAAUUCACAACCGUGAACUGUUAUAACUUCUCAAUAGACCAGUAUUAAGCCACCAAGUGCUUAGAUAGGCACGUAGAACGUAACAGUUUACGCUUGUUAUUAUAAUUACAGCAUACUAACAAGGAUGCGUGUGUAGCAAAGCGAAUAGUAAUUCAAUUUUAGAUUUUACAUACGUAGUUCGAAUAAAUACAUUUUGAGAUCCUUAUGCUUCUAACAUAUUGCUUUACAUAAUACAAUACUGUCUCAAGUUAUUUUGAUGUAACACCAUCAUGAACAUGAUAUAGUUCGUAUUGAUUAUUGAGAUCUAAUAUUGCUACACAAAACAGAACCGAUAAUUGUACAUAUAUACAUAUUAUUACACGUAUAAGAGCCAUGUAUAGAUGGAAAAGCGACGUUUCGUUUACAGUAAAUUUGUGAUAACUUAUUUGUAUUUUUCUUUUAAGUUAUGGGUACCUGUGCCACAAAAGCAGUGUUGUUAAAAGACUUAAAACCACAUUGUAAUCAAAUGAAUAUACACAUGCAUUUGUAAUUCUUCACCACGUCGUCGCAUCAUUCGAGGGUUUACAAUAUAUUAUAAGCUUUCAAUACUGGAUAAUAUUUUCUAGAUUUUUAGUUAUAAGUAUCAUCAGCAUAUUAGUAUUAACAAUUGUGUGUACAAGUAUUUAUUACAUUCAUCUGAGCAAUGCCUAGAUAUUUGUUAACAACACUGCAGUAUAAGACUCUUGAAAUACUAUUAAAGAAUUCUUAGGAAGGGAACAUGACAGAAUUUACUUACUGAUUUAUACUGCACUAUAAUUAGGUGUAAGCGAAUAAUAAAGAAUAAAGAAUGGAAAAUAAUAUACACACGUGUCAAGUAUAGAAUGUGAUUACAUUUUACAUAAUUACAUGUAACAAUUAAUUUUCUAAAUUAUUGUAUAUUCGUAAAGAUAUAAAACAAAGUAUAUGGAGUA
Ceratina calcarata is the source of this 3473-nucleotide messenger RNA. RefSeq names its product serine/threonine-protein kinase VRK1-like. The record is from RefSeq and is a predicted model, not a curated record. The transcript is spliced from 9 exons. Gene Ontology annotation, biological process: protein phosphorylation. Gene Ontology annotation, molecular function: protein kinase activity; ATP binding. The coding region runs from base 11 to 1603 and encodes 530 amino acids. NCBI's taxonomy places the organism in Eukaryota, Metazoa, Arthropoda, Insecta, Hymenoptera, Apidae.